AUACAGUUAAACUGCCUGUAAAAACAGCAGCGCACUCGCAGGUGUCUGGCACUCAGAGUUAUUCAUCCAACAGCAGCAUGACUGCGAAAGUUAUUUUUCUGGGACUUCUGCUCAUCUGUGUCGCCGCAGGUGCAGAGGAGAAGUCUCCACAUGAGAGAAGGCCUUCUUGUCUUGACAUGCCGGAGAUCUUGGCGUGUCCUAUGAAUCUCGCUCCUGUGUGUGGCAACGAUGGAAACACAUAUGCCAAUGAGUGUACACUGUGCGCCCAGAGUCGAAAAAUCAAGAUGGACAUUUACGUUGUCAAGGACGAGAGCUGCUGAUCUGCACAGCCAUUGAUGUCACCGCCAAGGGACCAACCGAGAUCUGAUUAUCACACCAAAAUGAAUCUUUGAAAUGACAACUGGAUUCCAACUGUCUUAAAUAUGUGUCAUUUUCAUGAACAACAUAAAUUUCAAUGAGCAGCAA
This is a messenger RNA of Amphiprion ocellaris (clown anemonefish), 465 nucleotides long. RefSeq names its product serine peptidase inhibitor, Kazal type 4 (gene spink4). Gene Ontology annotation, molecular function: protein binding. The record is from RefSeq and is a predicted model, not a curated record. The transcript has 4 exons. Lineage: Eukaryota; Metazoa; Chordata; Actinopteri; Pomacentridae. Bases 78 to 320 code for a protein of 80 amino acids.